Molecule: messenger RNA, 1326 nt
Organism: Xiphias gladius (swordfish)
Lineage: Eukaryota; Metazoa; Chordata; Actinopteri; Istiophoriformes; Xiphiidae
Gene: lypla2
Product: lysophospholipase 2
Exons: 10
Coding region: 204-896 (230 amino acids)
Biological process (GO): protein depalmitoylation
Cellular component (GO): cytoplasm
Molecular function (GO): palmitoyl-(protein) hydrolase activity; carboxylic ester hydrolase activity
Source: RefSeq, a predicted model, not a curated record
UUGUACCAGCUAGCGGGCCGCGGAUCUAAUUUUUUAACCGCUUUAUCCCGGCCCAAACUGAACUGUAUCGGGGUCUUUUGGUGCUUAAAAUGUCUUCCAACAAAGGGCCCGCAUUUGAGGUCCGACUUUGAAUCGUAACGUUAGCUUGAUGCGGGCGAAGAAAGACACCGGCGGACAAUACGAUUAGUAACCUCUUACAGUGUAUGUGUGGCAACAACAUGUCUGUGCCGCUGCUCACUGAGGCUGUGACGGUGUCUGGGAUGGAGAAGGAGACCGCGGCGGUGAUCUUCCUUCAUGGGUUGGGAGACUCUGGGCAUGGGUGGACUGAAACUUUGACGACGAUCCAGCUGCCUCACGUCAAGUUCAUCUGCCCCCACGCGCCCCCAAUCCCCGUCACUCUCAACAUGAAGAUGAUGAUGCCUGCAUGGUUCGAUCUCAUGGGUCUCAGCCCCGACUCCCCAGAGGACGAAUCUGGAAUAAAGAAGGCAGCGGAAAACAUCAAGGCCAUAAUCGAACAUGAGGCCAAGAAUGGGAUCCCCCCAAACCGUAUAAUGCUUGGUGGCUUCUCUCAGGGUGGGGCCUUGUCCUUGUACACCGCCUUGACCUGCCAGCAUCAGUUGGCUGGUGUUGUAGCCCUCAGUUGCUGGCUACCACUUCACAGGAGUUUCCCAUCGGCGUUGGGCGGCAACAAGAACCUCCCGAUCCUGCAGUGCCACGGUGAGAUGGACGCCAUGAUCCCCUUGCAUUUUGGUGCCAUGACGGCAGAAAAACUCAAAUCCAUAGUCAACCCUCAGAUGAUCAGCUUCAAAACCUACCCAGGGCUCUCUCACAGCUCCUCUUCUCAGGAGAUGGCGGCUGUAAAGGAAUUUAUCGAGAAGCACUUGCCCCGAAUCUGACCUCACCUCAUCCCCACUGUGACCCCCCGAGACACUGACCUCUCACCCCUAAUCUGCCAUUCUCCCACAGGAAACAGCCAUGAGCACCCCCUCUUCCACGUAUACCCACAAGAUAACACGCAUGAACACACGCACGCAUAUACACGUCAUAAUCAUGAUUUGAUUCACACCGCUGAACAAACCAUGUGCUUCUCAUGCAGUCCAAUCCAACAACACUCAUACUGCAGUCAGAUUUGUCAGACACGCUGUUUUGAUAAUAACAUAACCAAGCGCUCGCACUCACAAGUCUUAGCUUUCGGAGGGAGAAACACUGACCCACACAAUGCAUUCCCUUUGUUUUUAUUUAAACAACCUCUGUCUGUCACCUCCACCUUAACCUCAGUUUUUCUCCACUUUUACCUCAUUUUGCUUCAUCUUAACCUUUUUUUUU